AUGCCAACGAGAACGAGAAAUGCUGCUCCUAUAACCAUAGAGGAAGUAGAAAAAUACAUAGAAGAGAUUAAAAAAGAGCCAGGCAAAACUAAAAAAAAUUUCAAGCAAGAUUCUGGUUAUGGCGAUACUCCCCUAGAAGCCGGAGGUUAUAAAUACCUUCUUGAUGAAAUUAAUGAAUUACAAAAAGGUAUUGGUUUAUUAGGAAAAGAAAAGCAGACCCUAACUACUGAGCGUGAUAAUGCUCUCCAAGAAAUAGCCCGAUUGAAAAAUCAUACUUGCUCCACCAGUGGGAUAGAUGAUUACUUUAUUAAAAAUUUACGCCAGCAGUUAGACCAGGCAAGACGGGAGAAAAACCAGGCUGAGGAAAAUUUACAAACCGAACGAGAAGUGCAAGCUCAAGCUCGACAAGAAAUUAAUAGCAAAGUUGAAGAAAUUGAAGCAAAUAAAAAUCAAAUUGUGGGUCUGACUAAUGAAAAAAAUGAAUUUCAAGAACAAUUAAAAAAAUUAACAGCUAAAAAUACUGAUUUAGAAACUGAUUUGGCAGCCGAAACCCGAGCCAAAGGCGAAGUCAAAUCUAAUUUAACUAAUACCCAGAAAGAGUUAGAAAAUAGAACCAAAGAGGUCAAUAAUUCCCAGGAGCAGAUUAAUACUCUUAAUAAUCAGUUAAAAAAUACACUUCAAUCUUUAUAUGAUUUGCAAAACGAAAAUAAAGAAUUAGUUAAAAGGCCGUUAUUAGUAGACUAUCAAAAACUGCAAGUUUCCUUAGCAGAAGCCCAAGAUUAUUUAACUGCUGAACGGGAAAAAGCCGCGGAAGCUUUAAAAUCCUAUAAAGAGCAAGCUGAGCAGAUUAAUACUAAGUUGACUGCCGAGAAUGCUGAAUUAACUGAAAAUCUAACCAAGUACCGCACGGAGUUAGAAGAGAAGGUUGUCGAAAAUGAAACUUUGACGGCUAACCUAGAAGAAGCGGAAG
Ambispora gerdemannii is the source of this 970-nucleotide messenger RNA. The record is from the annotation of a GenBank genome assembly. Lineage: Eukaryota; Fungi; Glomeromycota; Glomeromycetes; Archaeosporales; Ambisporaceae.